Messenger RNA from Salvia splendens (bonfire salvia), 588 nucleotides. Its product is annotated as 1-aminocyclopropane-1-carboxylate oxidase homolog 3-like. The record is from RefSeq and is a predicted model, not a curated record. The transcript has 3 exons. The coding region runs from base 1 to 588 and encodes 195 amino acids. NCBI's taxonomy places the organism in Eukaryota, Viridiplantae, Streptophyta, Magnoliopsida, Lamiales, Lamiaceae.
AUGAAAAUAGUGAAUGAUAUAAUGAUUGAAUACACAAAACAAGUUAUGAAGCUAGGAAGAAGUUUGUUUCAAAUAUUAUCCGAGGCACUCGGUCUCGAGGCCAAUCAUCUCGUAGACACGAAAUGCGCGGAUGGGGUAGGUAUGUUGUUGCAUUACUACCCGGAAUGCCCUCAAACAGAGCUAACUCUAGGUGUGAGCAAGCACGCUGACAACGACUUCCUAACAGUGCGGCUGACUGACCAAGUACGAGGCCAGCAAGUCCUGUACCAGAACCAGUGGGUUGAUGUGCCCUUUGUGCCGGGAGCUCUGGUGGUAAUUAUUGGUGAUCUUCUUCAGCUUGUAACAAAUGACAGGUUUGUUAGUACUGAGCACAGAGUAGUAGUGAAUAGCUCGUGCUCGAGAGUUUCAGCCGCGUGUUUCUUAAGAUACAAUGCUAUUAGGUCCACGCAGCUGUGCACGCCGAUUGAAGGGCUGGUGUCUGAAGAUAAUCCACCUAGAUAUAGAGCAACUACUCUAGAGGAGUAUGUUACCCACUACAACUCCAAGGGACUAUAUGGAACUUCUGCUUUGUCACAUUUUCGUCUUUGA